AGUAAAGCCGGCUCCAAACUUCUCAGCUGUUGACAGGCUUGACUUGCUGAGAACACUGGUUAAAUAUAGCACGCGCGAGCUCAGCUCCCCAACAAAGUCAUUGCUCUGACAGUGUUGAGAAGGGAGCAGAAGAAGAGAAACCUAAUCUCAGAACCCAACAACACCUAGCAACAGUUGAAAAAACUUUAAACAAAAGUCUGAGUGGGAGAUACACAACGACCUCCAAUUUCUGCUGAUCGGGAUUUCAGGGAGAAGAAGCAGCUUUCCCCCUUCUCUACUCAAUUUCCUGCAUGACUUCAGCUAUUGGCUAGUCCUACGAAAGAAAGUGGGAAAAGCUUUUUCCUCUGUAUUCCUUUGGGCUGGAUAGUUUUCCAGGACUCCAGUGUGUCUUGGGCUGUGGGACAAGCCACUGGGUUCUUCAAAGGAUAAGCUACCUCCAUAAAGGACAUACCCUUGGCUAAACGAGCUGCCGUCAGGUGGGAAUGAGAUCCCGAAAUCAAGGUAGUGAAAGUUCAUCAAACGGGCAUAUCUCCUGCCCCAAGUCCUCUAUCAUCAGCAAUGCUGAUGAUAAAAGUCUUUCAGAAGAUGCGAAAAAGAAGAACAAAUCAAAUAGGAAGGAGGAUGAUGUCAUGGCCUCAGGAACUGUCAAACGACACCUAAAACCAUCUGGAGAAAGUGAACGGAAGAAUAAGAAGCCUCUGGAGUUAUCCAAAGAAGACCUCAUCCAACUACUGAGUAUAAUGGAGGGGGAGCUGCAGGCCAGGGAAGAUGUGAUCCACAUGCUGAAGACAGAGAAAACCAAACCUGAGGUUCUGGAGGCUCAUUACGGGUCUGCGGAACCAGAGAAAGUGCUACGGGUCCUGCACAGAGAUGCCAUCCUUGCCCAGGAGAAGUCCAUAGGAGAAGAUGUCUAUGAGAAACCGAUUUCAGAGCUGGACAGACUUGAGGAAAAACAGAAAGAAACCUACCGGCGCAUGCUAGAGCAGCUACUUCUGGCGGAGAAGUGUCACAGGCGCACUGUGUAUGAGUUAGAGAACGAGAAGCAUAAACACACUGACUACAUGAACAAGAGUGACGACUUCACCAACCUGCUGGAGCAGGAGCGGGAGAGGUUGAAAAAGCUCCUUGAACAAGAAAAGGCUUACCAAGCCCGCAAAGAAAAGGAAAAUGCUAAACGGCUCAAUAAACUAAGAGAUGAGCUUGUCAAACUCAAGUCCUUUGCACUCAUGUUGGUGGAUGAAAGACAAAUGCAUAUUGAGCAACUUGGUCUGCAAAGCCAGAAGGUACAGGAUCUUACUCAAAAACUGAGGGAAGAAGAAGAAAAGCUGAAAGCCAUUACUUCCAAAUCCAAAGAAGACAGGCAGAAAUUGCUCAAGUUAGAAGUGGACUUUGAACACAAGGCUUCAAGGUUCUCUCAAGAGCAUGAAGAGAUGAAUGCUAAAUUGGCUAAUCAAGAGUCUCACAACAGACAACUUAGACUUAAGCUGGUUGGCUUAAGUCAAAGAAUUGAGGAGCUAGAAGAAACCAACAAAAAUCUUCAAAAGGCAGAGGAAGAACUUCAGGAAUUAAGAGAUAAAAUUGCCAAAGGGGAAUGUGGAAACUCCAGCCUCAUGGCAGAAGUGGAAAAUCUGCGAAAGCGUGUGUUGGAAAUGGAAGGUAAAGAUGAGGAGAUCACUAAAACUGAAUCCCAGUGUAGGGAAUUGAGGAAGAAGCUGCAAGAGGAAGAACACCACAGUAAGGAGCUCAAACUUGAGGUUGAGAAGUUACAGAAGAGAAUGUCUGAACUGGAGAAAUUGGAAGAAGCAUUUAGCAAGAGUAAAUCUGAAUGCACUCAGCUACAUUUAAAUCUGGAGAAAGAAAAGAACUUAACCAAAGAUCUGCUAAAUGAAUUGGAGGUGGUUAAGAGUCGAGUUAAAGAACUUGAAUGUUCUGAAAGUAGACUGGAAAAAGCUGAAUUAAGCCUAAAGGAUGAUCUUACAAAGUUGAAAUCAUUUACUGUGAUGCUGGUUGAUGAAAGGAAGAAUAUGAUGGAAAAAAUAAAGCAAGAAGAAAGGAAAGUGGAUGGUCUCAAUAAAAAUUUUAAGGUAGAGCAAGGAAAGGUUAUGGAUGUAACUGAAAAACUAAUUGAAGAAAGUAAAAAGCUUUUAAAACUGAAAUCUGAAAUGGAGGAAAAGGUAUAUAAUUUGACAAAAGAAAGAGAUGAGUUAAUAGGCAAACUGAAAAGUGAAGAAGAAAAAUCUUCUGAAUUAAGCUGCAAUGUUGAUUUAUUAAAGAAGAGACUUGAUGGUAUAGAGGAAGUAGAAAGAGAAAUAACAAGGGGAAGAUCUCGAAAAGGACCUGAACUCAUCUGCCCGGAAGAUAACAAGAUUAAAGAACUAACACUUGAAAUCGAGAGAUUGAAGAAACGUCUCCAACAGUUGGAGGUGGUCGAAGGGGAUUUGAUGAAGACAGAGGAUGAAUAUGAUCAGCUGGAGCAGAAAUUUAGAACUGAGCAGGAUAAGGCUAAUUUCCUUUCUCAACAGCUAGAAGAGAUAAAGCACCAAAUUGCCAAGAAUAAAGCAAUAGAGAAAGGUGAGGCUGUGAGCCAGGAAGCUGAGCUGAGACACAGAUUUCGGUUGGAAGAAGCGAAAAGUCGAGACUUAAAAGCCGAAGUCCAAGCUCUUAAAGAGAAGAUUCAUGAGCUAAUGAAUAAAGAAGAUCAGCUUUCUCAGCUCCAGGUGGAUUAUUCUGUCCUUCAACAAAGAUUUAUGGAAGAAGAAAAUAAGAACAAAAACAUGGGGCAGGAGGUCCUCAAUUUGACCAAAGAGUUGGAGCUUUCUAAGCGGUAUAGUAGAGCUCUCAGACCCAGUGUGAAUGGAAGAAGAAUGGUGGAUGUUCCUGUAACAUCGACAGGAGUACAGACUGAUGCCGUUGGCAGUGAAGCAGCAGAGGAGGAAACUCCUGCUGUGUUUAUACGGAAAUCCUUUCAAGAGGAAAAUCAUAUCAUGAGUAAUCUUCGACAGGUAGGAUUGAAAAAACCUAUGGAGCGAUCCUCUGUUCUAGACAGGUAUCCUCCAGCAGCAAAUGAGCUCACUAUGAGAAAGUCUUGGAUUCCAUGGAUGAGAAAAAGGGAAAAUGGGCCCACGAUCACUCAGGAGAAAGGGCCUCGAGCAAAUUCCAGUCCAGGGCACCCAGGAGAGCUAGUCCUUUCACCAAAGCAGGGUCAGCCUCUGCAUAUUCGAGUGACUCCAGACCAUGAGAACAGUACUGCCACUUUGGAGAUAACGAGCCCAACAUCUGAAGAAUUUUUUUCUAGCACCACUGUCAUUCCUACCUUAGGGAAUCAGAAACCAAGGAUAACAAUUAUUCCAUCACCAAAUGUAAUGUCUCAAAAAUCAAAAAGUGGAGAUACUACUCUUGGUACAGAACGAGCCAUGUCUCCAGUCACAAUUACUACAUUUUCCAGAGAGAAGACCCCAGAUAGUGGAAGAGGUGCAUUUGCAGACAGACCCACAUCCCCCAUUCAGAUAAUGACAGUGUCUACAUCAGCAGCACCAGCCGAGAUAGCUGUCUCUCCUGAAUCCCAGGAAAUGCCCAUGGGAAGGACUGUCCUCAAAGUCACCCCAGAAAAACAAACUGUUCCAACACCAGUAAGGAAAUACAACUCCAAUGCCAAUAUCAUAACCACGGAAGACAAUAAAAUUCACAUUCACUUAGGUUCUCAGUUUAAACGAUCUCCUGGGACUUCAGCUGAAGGAGCAAGUCCUGUUAUUACUGUCCGGCCAGUCAACGUGACAACUGAAAAAGAAGUUUCCACUGGCACUGUCCUUCGCUCUCCCAGGAACCAUCUUUCAUCACGGCCUGGUGCGAGCAAAGUGACAAGCACUAUCACCAUUACACCAGUCACAACUUCAUCCACUCGAGGAACCCAGUCAGUGUCAGGACAAGAAGGGUCAUCCCAGCGGCCUACACCCACCCGCAUUCCUAUGUCAAAAGGUAUGAAAGCAGGAAAACCAGUAGUGGCAGCUCCAGGAGCAGGAAAUCUGACCAAAUUCGAGCCUCGAGCUGAGUCUCAGUCUAUGAAAAUAGAGCUGAAGAAAUCUGCAGCCGGCAGCACUACCUCUCUUGGAGGGGGGAAGGGCUGAGGGCAGUGGCUAAGGGGGUAUGUUGUGCAGAUGCUACUGCUGCCGUGAAAACGAACCUUCGUCUGUUAGUGCCAACUCUUUACAUGUACUAAUUUAAGGUUUCAAUAGCUCGUUUAUAAAAUAACCAACUAAUAACCAUGUGUCUUUUCUAAUCUGUACAUUUGUUUCGAUACUAGGGAAUAGAACUAAUUGGCAAAAAUACUGUUUGCAGUGUGGUUUUUUAAGGACACUGGGCCUGAGGCAGGACCUGGCUUCUAGCCCAAGUUUUGCUUCUAGACAAGUGGACACAUCAAUCAGUUAACCCACCUGAGCCUCAGUUCCUUCAUCAGUAAAAUGCUGGAUCACAAGAUCUCCAAGGCUGGCUCCCAUAGUUCUUAAAUGUAAUCCAAAUUUAAAAGCCUUGUUCUACAAAUUUUUUUUUUUCAAAAAUGCUAUUAUGAAAUAGGAAAUAGUUUUAACAGUUGUCAUUUGCCUCUAUCAAGUCCUGAAUUUGCUUCACGUGCUGGAAAAAACAUCUCAUGGCUAUCACAGGGUCUGGACUUCUAAAUUUUUCAAAAACAAAAGCCUCCAAGAUGAUUUCAGGAAAUAAGUUCAACAUGAAAUAAAAUGGAAAUGAAAUAUGGAAUCCCCAAAACAGAGUUUUACUUAUUUGUGUGUGUGUGUUGUAAAAAUUUUGGCUGCCUCCACAAGAUUCCCAGAAUUUCAUAGACAAUAAUUUGAGAACCAUUAAUGUCAGACUCACACUCUAUUCAAGUGUGCAACUGAUUUAAAUUGUGGGGCAGUUUGAAUAGAGCUGCCAAAUGGCCCUUUUAGCUCAACAGAGAUUGUAAUGGAUAGCAAAUAGCAGAAAGUAAAUUCUCAGACAUUAAUGCCAGGGAGGAGGGGGCGCGGGGAAUGACAUCGUAAAUAUCUUAAUUGAAUUCAAAUAUUAUCCUCACUCAAGUGUGGACUUAACUUGCAAAUGUAGAACCAGCUCAUGAUUUGGGAUGUGUGUAUCUGUGUGUGUGUUUGAGUGUGGUGUGAAGAAGUGAUUAUUCCUGUCAGUUUUCCUUGUUUGUAUCAUUUUCAUUAAUUUUAAGCAUGCUUUUUAAUAAGCAUGAAACAGGGUGAAUGCAAAAUGCCAGGUGUCUUUGUAAGGAGAUUAACCAUGUUAAAGUGAAAAUUGUGCUUCUUAGUCAAAUAACCACAAAUGAGCUCAAGGCUAAUAACCCGCAGCUUAGCAUACAAGGUCUCAUGUCAGCAGCACCUUUGUCCAGUUUUUUGAGUCUAUUGGGUGAAAUUUACGAAAAUGCAAUUAACUACAAAGUUACAGAUUUUUUUUGUUUUUCCAUUUCUGAAUUGUGAGGGUCCUAACAUUAUUUGGAUAGUAUCUGUUCUUGAUAUGUAUAAACGGGCAGGUUAAAAAAAAAAAAAAAAGGUGUGAUCAGUGUUUAUCAUCAUACUUCAUGAUAAAGAAGCCCUUCUCUAAGUUUAUUUCCAAUCAGAUUUCCUAUUCCUUGCAGAACUUGGACUCCAAUGGUGGUAGAUGCCUCACAGUAUUUGUACUCACUUUAAGCAGAUCUCUGUUACCUAUUGCUCAUCAGUUCUCAGCAUAUGUAAUAAAAAAUGUUGAGCAACCAUGUUGCUAAAGACACGCCAUAAUAAUGGGAUUUUGUGGUAGAAGGAGAGAGAGAGAGAGACCAGGAAAAUAGGUUGUUUAUGAAGUAAGAUUUCAAACAAGUUUAAACAAGAGAUUUUGCCAUUUAGAAUACCAACUUGUAUUUGAUUAAAAGGGAAAAAAAUCCCUUUGGUAAAGUGGAUGGCCAACCCUUUCAAAACAAGGACAUUCAAGUAUUCAAUGUUACUGCACCAUAACAUACUGAAUUUGAGCAAAUGAGGGUGUCAAAGAGCCAAACAUUCCAUUCCUUUUGACUCUACCUGCCAUUCUGCAGUGAUUUUUAUCAUAAUGUUAUUACCACUUGCUGUUUUUGCUCACAUCAUCUUACAUGGUUUCCUCCUGAAGUCCGUACCAUCAACAGGGAAAGUGCUCCGACAGACAUAACAGUGCAUGUACAGGAUGUUUAUACAUCUGGACCUUGGAACAGA
Loxodonta africana (African savanna elephant) is the source of this 6209-nucleotide messenger RNA. It is a transcript of the gene FILIP1, whose product is annotated as filamin A interacting protein 1. The transcript is spliced from 6 exons. The coding region runs from base 483 to 4124 and encodes 1213 amino acids. NCBI's taxonomy places the organism in Eukaryota, Metazoa, Chordata, Mammalia, Proboscidea, Elephantidae. The record is from RefSeq and is a predicted model, not a curated record. Gene Ontology annotation, cellular component: actin cytoskeleton.